Molecule: messenger RNA, 8476 nt
Organism: Culex pipiens pallens (northern house mosquito)
Lineage: Eukaryota; Metazoa; Arthropoda; Insecta; Diptera; Culicidae
Exons: 3
Source: RefSeq, a predicted model, not a curated record
AUGAUUAACUAUCUUCAAGAAAAUGUCAAUGGAAGUGAUGGUACGGUUUUAUUUUUAAAAACCAUGCGCAGACUGUAUCAAUCAUUCGUUGAGGAAAAUCUGUCCCCAUUGGAACGAAUUCGUGAGAUUUGGAUUGCACUUUUUACUGUUAGAGGCUGGAAAAAUUGGUGUAGUAUAAACAAAAAAAUGAAAGCAUUCAUCAGCACGAAUGCUUACAUUUGUGUCGAACUAAAUGCACAUGCAAUUGUAAAAUUCGUUCAAAUAUGCAGAGAACGGAAUGCUCCUCAUGAAUUCGUUAUGUGGGUGUUAUCGAGCCAACCAUGUGAGCACUUAUUCAGGGUUCUAAGAUCACUAACUACAACAUGUCAAACAGUAAUAAACUUUUCUGUCAAGGAGUUUACUGAAAAAUUGAAACGUGUCCAGUUUAAAUACAACAUCAUGUACAACCGAAGAGACAAGUUAAAUUUUCCUACUCUUGAUAGGCUACAGCAGCGGAAAACUAAUAUUGACCUGCCAACGAAUGCUGCCAUUAACGACACAAUUAAGCAAGCCCAGGUCACUGCGAUACGUGAGCUAUUAGCGCUAGGAGUUUGCAAAUCACUAGUUGAUCUACCUAUUUCAAUCGGCCAUUUUAACUCCAAAAGUCAGGAGAUACCGGAGGUACCGCAUGUACAGUACGACGACGAUUGUGACAACGGAAUUAUUGAAGAUUUAUAUUCACAAGAAGAAAUCGAAGAAAUUUCACCAUAUUUUUUUGUCGGCUGCAAAGAUAUUCAUGAUGAACCAGAUUCAAUAGAGGACUUGCCUCAAGAAACAGAAUUUGUUGCUGUUCAUGAAAAAAGUUCCACUUAUUUAGAGAGUAUUUUUUAUGAUGAAACGACACAACUUGGAUUAGACGAAAAAGACAUGUUGGAAACGACAAACUUUAACGACUAUGACGAAGGAGAAGCGGACUCUGCAGAUGAAGACGAAAACCUUGACAAAUCAACAACUAUCAGUAACCCCGAUGAGCACGACGAAAAUGUUUGCCACGCCAGAGAUAUAUUUCCGAAUUAUAACGACAAAUUUGUGCUGGACAACUGUAGAACUGGUAAAAAGCACACCUUUAAAGUAAUAGAUUCUACAGGAAAAAUCAAAACCAUUAAAAUAAGUUACUGUCUUUACCUAUUAACGGAUGGAAGGUACUCGUUAUCAUCAGAUCGUUUACAUAGAUUUAGACAAAAAGAGUUAAAAUCAAAGGUUGCCCAAUAAUCAUUUCUACUACCAACAUUGAUUUUAAAAAGGUAAAAUAAUUUUGCAAUUGUUAUCGGUUAUGGAACUUUAUUUAUUGCUAAUCAAUCAAUUGCACGCAUUUAUUUGUGUAAAUCAGGCCUGCCCAACCUUUUUGGCUCAAUUUUCACAUUUUUGAUCGUCAAAAUUACAAUUGUUGAUUUUUUCAUGGUUUCUUUGAUGGAAUCGGUUCUCAGAUGACCAGUGAACAUAACUUUGAUAAAAGUUUGAAAAAAUAUUUUUGCGGGUCGUUUUUAUGUAAGUUUUAAGUGAAAAAUUGGUCCGGCCCGCGGGCCGGAUUGAUUUUUGCCGUAAAAUGUAGAUAAAAACGACUUGUAUAAAUAUUUUUUCAAACUUUUGGUAAAGUUAUGUUCACUAGUCAUCUGAGAACCGAUUCCAUCAAAGAAACCAUGACAAAAUCAACAAUUGUAAUUUUGACGAUCAAAAAUGUGAAAAUUGAGCCGAAAAGGUUGGGCAGGCCUGGUGUAAAUUAACAUAACAGUCGAAAAAAGCAGCGCUGAUUUUACCAGAAUCCUACUACAAUCGUUCUUACAUUUCUGGGAGGGAGCUAUUGGGAGCAACAAUUCUUCUGCAAGAACAUCGUGACUGGGCAUAUGCGAAAGGGACAAUCCAUAAACCACGUGGACACAUUUUGGCAAAUCUCAGACCCCCUCCCCCCUCGUGGACAAUUCCCAUACAAAAGAAAUCUUUUUUGUAUUGAGCGUGGACAAUAGAGUUAUCUACGUGCGCUUGUAUUGCGUGUACGUACACAAAAAAGAUUGAGGUUAAAUUUUGUCCGGCCAGCAAAAUCAAAUGGUGCGCUAGUGUGUGUACGCGAAACGUCAUAAAGCUCUAUAGAGCUUUAUGACGUUUCUCGGACGCACACUAACGCACCACUCGAUUUUAUUUUCGUGUACUUAAACGCAAUUCAUACGCACGUAGAUUACUCCAUUGCUAACCCCGCACCUAAGGUGUCCACGUGGUUUAUGGAUUGUCCCAAAGCAGCGCGUUUAAUUAUCUAUUUUUAAUAUGCAUGAUAACAUAAAAUAGCAAUAAAAAAAAAAUACUAAUCCCUUUGGCUGUUAACUCACACAUGUUUUGGGCAUUUGAGGUGUUCGCAAUUAUAAAUUUUAAUCGUUUCCAUUUUUAAUUUACAAAAUUAUUAUUGUUUCUUGCAGCUGAAUACCUCGUUCAAAUAAUGUGAUCCAUACAACCGUACCGUACCGUAAGUUUAUACACUUAAAUUUAAUUGCUAUAAAAUGAGUAAUAAAUUUCCUUAAUCCGCAGAUUUGUCACCUUGCAUCUAUUUAUCUGUAUCACCCAAAAGAGCUUUAAUCUACAACCAACUCACAUCCCGGUCUGGCGCCACCGUCUUCUACAAACAACCGAACAAGCUGAGGAUCCUGCUGCCGUCGUGAAGUCCGAGUAACGUGUCGAACGCCGUGGCCAAUCCACGCAGCUUGUGUGGUCCGAAUCGCGUGACGAACGCCGUGGCCAAUCCAUGCAGAUACUCGAGGCUCGAAGCACCUUCCGGAAACCGCGGCUAAGCUGUGGAUCCUGCUGUCCUCGUGAAGUCCGAGUCGCCUGAUGACCGCCGUUGCAGAUUGUCCAUUCGUUUUGAAACGUGUGAAGUGUAAUUAAGUAGGUUGCAAAAAAAAGUUUUUCGUUAGUUCAGUUCUAAAUUAAACAUUUAUUUGCAACAGGUUUAUUGCUGACACACGUGAUUUAACAUCUUCCGGAAACUGCGACUAAGCUGUGGAUCCUGCUGUCCUCGUGAAGUCCGAGUAACGUGUCGAACGCCGUGGCCAAUCCACGCAGCUUGUGUGGUCCGAAUCGCGUGACGAACGCCGUGGCCAAUCCAUGCAGAUACUCGAGGCUCGAAGCACCUUCCGGAAACCGCUGGCUAAGCUGUGGAUCCUGCUGUCCUCGUGAAGUCCGAGUAACGUGUCGAACGCCGUGGCCAAUCCACGCAGCUUGUGUGGUCCGAAUCGCGUGACGAACGCCGUGGCCAAUCCAUGCAGAUACUCGAGGCUCGAAGCACCUUCCGGAAACCGCGGCUAAGCUGUGGAUCCUGCUGUCCUCGUGAAGUCCGAGUCGCCUGAUGACCGCCGUUGCAGAUUGUCCAUUCGUUUUGAAACGUGUGAAGUGUAAUUAAGUAGGUUGCAAAAAAAAGUUUUUCGUUAGUUCAGUUCUAAAUUAAACAUUUAUUUGCAACAGGUUUAUUGCUGACACACGUGAUUUAACAUCUUCCGGAAACUGCGACUAAGCUGUGGAUCCUGCUGUCCUCGUGAAGUCCGAAUAACGUGUCGAACGCCGUGGCCAAUCCACGCAGCUUGUGUGGUCCGAAUCGCGUGACGAACGCCGUGGCCAAUCCAUGCAGAUACUCGAGGCUCGAAGCACCUUCCGGAAACCGCGGCUAAGCUGUGGAUCCUGCUGUCCUCGUGAAGUCCGAGUCGCCUGAUGACCGCCGUUGCAGAUUGUCCAUUCGUUUUGAAACGUGUGAAGUGUAAUUAAGUAGGUUGCAAAAAAAAGUUUUUCGUUAGUUCAGUUCUAAAUUAAACAUUUAUUUGCAACAGGUUUAUUGCUGACACACGUGAUUUAACAUCUUCCGGAAACUGCGACUAAGCUGUGGAUCCUGCUGUCCUCGUGAAGUCCGAGUAACGUGUCGAACGCCGUGGCCAAUCCACGCAGCUUGUGUGGUCCGAAUCGCGUGACGAACGCCGUGGCCAAUCCAUGCAGAUACUCGAGGCUCGAAGCACCUUCCGGAAACCGCUGGCUAAGCUGUGGAUCCUGCUGUCCUCGUGAAGUCCGAGUAACGUGUCGAACGCCGUGGCCAAUCCACGCAGCUUGUGUGGUCCGAAUCGCGUGACGAACGCCGUGGCCAAUCCAUGCAGAUACUCGAGGCUCGAAGCACCUUCCGGAAACCGCGGCUAAGCUGUGGAUCCUGCUGUCCUCGUGAAGUCCGAGUCGCGUGAUGACCGCCGUGGCCAAUCCACGCAGAUACGCGAGGCUCGUCGUUGUGGGUUUUCCUUGCGUUUGAAUGUUUUGUGCGAUUGCUUGUAUAGUUAAGUUGCUUUUAGAUUAUUCGGACUUUUUUUACUGUUUAUAUAAAAUUUUCUUCGAUUCGCCAUUGUAGUCAUUUUGAUACGUUGAUGGCUUUUUAGUUUAAGAGAUGGAAUAAAAUAAUUUUAUGCACUGCGUUUAGUUUUUUUUUACGAUCAUGUCCCUGCUUGAAAUGAAAUCUGGUUGGGCUAGAAUUUGAUGCUAACUUGAUACAUCUGGAGACGUUAAAAAUCAAAAAAAAAAAAAUCUGAAGACGUUAUUAUAUUUGUAUUAGUCAUUUACUUAAAUUAUACUAGAAUGUAAUGCAGUUACAAUUCCCUUUGGUUCCAACGGCUGGACCUGGAAGCCGGAGUCAGAUUCACUCCCAAAACUACCCGACUGUGCAGCUCUGGAUCUCCGCUUUACUCGAUCUGUUUUUCGGUUCCAAUUCUGCACCUGGACACGAAACCGCCUUCACUGUAGACUCCAAGCUGCAAUUUGUCAAUCAACACAAUCGGAAGUAUCUAUACGAGUCAAGUGUUCCGACGAAUUGGUGUCCCGAAAGGUAAUAGCACGAGCAAUACAAGUUGCGCUAACCCGACCAGCUUCCAGGCGGCCACUCCACCUCCACCAGCAAGUAACGUUGCCAUCGAGGUUAGAGGAAUCCUUAUAACUGAUCCGAGGACACUUCCUGCAUUCCAAAUCUGUAUUACAAACGUAAACAUUAAAUAUUUUGACAGUAUGCUUUCCAAAUCUGUAUCACAAACGUAAACAUUAAACAUUUUGACAGUAUGUCAAAAUAAAACCGAGGUACAAAGUAAAGGGUGGGAACGUCAUGAUCAAAUCGAAAUUAAGAAAUUAAAUUUCCACCGUUAAUUAAUUAAAUUAUUUAAUUUCUUACUAUUGUCUCGCCCCUCGGAUUUUACCGAAUCUGAAUAUAAUCAAACAUCAAAUCAACAUAUGAUUACACAGCAAAAAAAAGUUGAAUUUUGGAAUGUUGAAAAUUUGGUUGGUUGAAUAUUAAUCAUUUUUUGAGUAAUAUUACUCAAAAAAUGUGUAAAAAUGUGAACCUGAUGAAUAUUCAUCAGAAACUGAUGAAAAUUCAUCAAUUCCUGAUGUAAUAUUACACAUAUUUUUUGCCACAAAAUCUGUCACCAUUUCCUGAUGAAUAUUACCAUCAUUUUUUUUUCUGUGUAGACCUGCGUCUGUCGUGAGGAAUCGCAAAUGAGUUCAAACAGUAAGGUGGAAAAGUUUUGUAAGGUGGACCCAUAAGAGUCUUGUUACAUUAUAACCUAAACCUACACUCUUGAAUUAUCUCUGGCCCAUCUGGCAACACUGGUUGAAUAAAAAGUCAGUCUUAUUCUCACGCACUUAGACAGCGGUUGAGUCUUGUUCUCUGUCCGAAACCCAUAACUAAACAUGGUGUCAGAGUAGCUUCUUUUGUACGAAAAAAGUGGCAAAAGGAGCAGUCGGGACUCGCGUUCGCGGAAAAAGUGUCCUUUCGGCGAUAAUUUGGUCGUAACAGCGGAAAAUUGUCGAUUAAAAAGGAAGCCAGUCCGAUUUCAAAAUGGCGUCGGGUGACGAGUCGUCAAGCACAGACUCGCAAGCCGGCCAGGGACAGGGAGGUGCAGGCGGCAAGAAGAAAAAGAAGAGAAACCGCACCUCGCCCGCGGCGAUUGCUGCUGCUGCAGCUAGUGCCGCUGUAACAAAAAUGAUAAACAGUAGUGUUCCUUUUCCCGAGCCGUUAUCUUUGUCGGGGAAUGUGCGACAAAAUGUGGACGACUUUAUAGAAGGAUUCGAAAUUUACAUGAUUGCAUCCGGUUUGGAGAACCAGGAAGAUAGAGUGCAAGUGGCCACUUUCAAAGCGGCGUUGGGACUAGAAGCACGGAAGAUUUUCAAGAACUGGCCGCUGUUGCCGGCGGAUACGGAGACUGUCGCCGGUUGCUUGGCGGUGUUGAAGAAGAACAUGGCGCCCCAGAGAAACGUCAAACUGGCGCGCUAUGAGUUUCUGCAGUGUAAACAACAAGAAGCUUGUGGUGGAAGUGACGGUGAAUCGAUGUCGCAGUUCAUUAACCGAGCCCGAGCACUUGUCAAAGACUGCAACUGGGGGAACAUGGAAGAAGAAAUGCUUCGCGAUAUCAUCGUGGCGGGUCUGAGCGAUCUUCGCUUAAAAAAAUCGUUCAUCGACAAGCCAGAGCUCACGGCGGCGCAAGUGAUUGAUCAGUGCAUGUCGGAAGAGGCGACACGGAAGGAGUUGGAGAAGAAUAAGUGGAUGGAAGAAAAGCACGCUGUGAAUAAAGUGUUCAAGAAGAAGUCGAAGAUCUGCUCGUAUUGUGGAAACGAGUACCACAAGAGCAUUUCGGAGUGUCCUGCACAAGGCUGCGAGUGCCGUUAUUGCAAACAGCGGAACCACUUCGAAGUCAUGUGCUGGAAGAAACGCGAAGACGAUAAGAGGAAGAAAAGUGAGAAGCAGAGCAAGAAGAACAAAAGUGGACGAAAAAAAGUGCAUACGAUCGACGAGGAAAACUCCGAAGAAAGCAGUGUUGCCGAAGAAGAUCUGGAUGAAGAAGUGGUCGAUUCGAUCGAGUUCCUGUACAGUGUCGAGCAAGAUCAUGCUGGUCUCCUAAAAGCCAAUCUCACGUUUCGCGACGGUGACAGCACGCCGAAGAAGGUCAAAUGCAUUUUGGACACCGGAGCCACGUGCAACGUAAUUGGCCUACCGUCGCUGCUGGAGAUUUUGAACGUGGACCAAAUCCCACUUGACAACAAUCGAGUGGUCCUGAGAGGAUUCGGAGGAUCCUCGAUUAAAACCAUCGGAAGAGCUACUGUUGACGUCCAGCACAACGGGAAACCGUACAAGGCAGUGUUCAACGUGGUCCGUUUCCCUCAGAUGCCGAUCCUGUCUAAGCACACCUGUCUGAAGUUGGAGCUGGUGAAGCUGUGCUUGACCAUCGCGGAGCAAGAAACCGAGGCCAGGAACAUAGUUUCUCGAUUCUCGUCAGUGUUCCAAGGCAUCGGAAAACUCGAAGGUGACGUACACCUAGAAGUUGAUCCCUCCAUCAAACCCGUUGUACAGCCUGCGCGUCGCAUUCCGGUAACGUUGAGAGAAGAGCUAAAGAAACAGCUCGGCGAAAUGGAGAAGCUGCAGAUCGUCGCCAGGGUGGAUGAGCCUACAGACUGGGUUGGACUGGACGACGAAAGCUCCAAGCUCACAACCUUCUGGACACCGUUUGGCCGGUAUUGUUGGAAAAGAAUGCCGUUUGGAAUUUCACCGGCACCGGAGAUUUUCCAGCAAAAGUUGCACGGCGCAGUCCACGGUCUCAAAGGUGUUCGCGCACUGGCGGACGACGUUCUGAUUUUUGGAAGUGGCGAGAGCACCGAGGAAGCCAUGAUCGACCAUAACCGGAACCUGCAGGCCUUUCUGGAAAGGAUGGCCGCAAAGAACGUUAAACUGAACAAGGACAAGAUUCGCCUCUGCCAGCCCACGGUGAAAUUUUUUGGACAUUUGCUUACGCCCGACGGCGUUAAACCAGAUCACGACAAAAUCCGGAGCAUCACGGAAAUGGAGGACCCCAAGGACGAAGCUGCUCUACUUCGGUUCCUAGGGAUGGUAACGUAUUUGUCCAGUUACCUACCGAAGCUCUCGACAGUGGCAGAGCCGCUGAGACGCUUGACGAAGAAAAACGAGCCGUGGUCGUGGGGAACUGAACACCGUAAGGCAUUCGCAGAGCUGAAGAAGCUUGUGACCGAGGCGCCAGUGCUGAAGUACUUCAACGCGAAAAAUGAGGUGGUCAUCCAAUGCGACAGCAGCAGUGUCGGACUUGGGGCGGUGCUGCUUCAAGGUGGACUUCCGGUGUGCUACGCGUCGAAAGCCUUGUCGCCGACGGAGCAACGUUACGCGCAGAUUGAAAAGGAGACGCUUGCGAUAUUGUACGCUUGUCGAAAGUUCGAGUUCUACAUCAUCGGAAAGAAAGCUCUGGUUCAAACAGACCACCAACCGUUGCUGAGAAUCUUCAAGCGUCCGUUGACCGAAAUUCCGAUGAGACUGCAGCGAAUGAUCCUGGCUCUUCAGCGGUACAAAGUCACUUUGCAGUUCAAACCAGGGAAAGAGGUCGUGAUAGCAGACAUGCUGUCAAGAGCCGCUCUCGCCGAAGGUGACAACACC